Molecule: messenger RNA, 2039 nt
Organism: Sinocyclocheilus anshuiensis
Lineage: Eukaryota; Metazoa; Chordata; Actinopteri; Cypriniformes; Cyprinidae
Gene: mapre3a
Product: microtubule-associated protein, RP/EB family, member 3a
Exons: 8
Coding region: 159-980 (273 amino acids)
Molecular function (GO): microtubule binding
Source: RefSeq, a predicted model, not a curated record
CUGACAACCCACAGGAGAGCGGAGAGCAGCGGAUUGCAUUCUGCCAGUGUAAUAUCAACAUUGGAAAGGACGCAGUCAAAAUACAACACAGUGACAUAUUCAAAGAAUGUGUACGAUACCAUCUUUACCUGCUAUCCUGUUGUCAACAUGAAAUUGAGAUGGCAGUGAAUGUAUACUCCACAUCAGUAACAAUUGAGAACCUGAGCCGACAUGACAUGUUGGCAUGGGUGAACGACUCCCUUCAGCUCACCUACACCAAAAUAGAACAAUUAUGUUCAGGGGCAGCUUAUUGUCAGUUCAUGGACAUGUUGUUCCCAGGGUGUAUUCUUUUAAAGAAAGUGAAAUUUCAAGCAAAGCUGGAACAUGAGUUUAUACAUAACUUCAAAGUACUCCAGGCAGCUUUCAAGAGGAUGAACGUUGAUAAAAUAAUUCCUGUGGAAAAAUUAGUGAAAGGAAAAUUCCAGGACAACUUUGAAUUCGUCCAGUGGUUUAAAAAAUUCUUUGAUGCCAAUUAUGACGCAAAAGAGUAUGAUCCCAUUCAAGCUAGACAGGGCCAAGAUGUGGCGCCUCCACCAAAUCCAGGUGAACACUUUUCCCACAAACCCAAGAGAACUAGUCCCUCAGGGCCUCAGAGAACAUCGCCAACAGUACCUAAAAACAUGCCCACACCACAGAGGGUGACCACCACCAUAAGGAAGAACCCCACACAUGCCCGAAAUGGGGGAAGUGAUGCUGAAAUCAUGGAGCUUAAUCAACAGUUAAUGGAUCUGAAGUUAACCGUAGAUGGUCUGGAGAAGGAGAGAGAUUUCUACUUCAGCAAACUUCGAGACAUUGAACUGGUCUGUCAAGAAAAUGAGACUGAAAACCACCCCAUUAUCAGUAGGAUAAUUGACAUUCUGUAUGCCACAGAGGAUGGCUUUGCACCACCAGAAGAUGAUGAAAUAGAUGAGCAGGCCCACUUGGACCAGGACGAAUACUGAGCAUCCUCCUCUUCCACAUCAUCAUAACCCUUCAUCAUUUCCUCUCCCCACCACUUUGAAUGACUCCCCUCUAUCACACGCUGUUAAUAUCCUCUCAGUUUCCUACAAAUGUAUGGCUCACCAUAUAUACUCUAACUCUUUGUCCUCCGACGCUGGUUUAUGCCCUACAUAGGUAUCAACAAACACUCGCCGUCCUCACCCCCAUCCAGACAGUAGCACCAACAAUGACACAUCCUAGCCGUCACAGCAUGUUUUACAUAACGACAUAGAGAAUGAACAAAAGAAAAGGUAUCAUAGAUUGUGGGUAGCACAACAGACUGAAAAAAAUUUACAUAUUGUGAUGGGAAAGACCUUUUUAAAGAAAAAAGAAAAUGAAGAAAAAUGUUGCUUGGAAUGCAGUUAUUCGUUGUGAGAUUUUCAUACAUAUUUUCUUUGAGGUCUGUCUUGGCUCCAUUCAGUAUGAAAUGAUCAGUAUCACACCAUCCAUCUGUGUCUCCAGCUUCAGUCUGCCUCUCUCACUGACUGUACGCUUUUAAAGGGAUAGUUCACACAGAAAUGUCUAUUCUGUUAUCAAUUUCUUACCCACACGUUGUUCCAAACCUGUAUGACUUUCCUUCAUGGAAUAAACGAAGCAGGUUGCUCAUUUCCUUAUGACUGCAGAAAAUAGGGACUGAAGCUUUCAAGCUUGAAAAAGGACACAAAUGAAUGAACCAUAAAAGUGGUCCAAUACGAUUCAUACGCUAUAUUCCAAGUCUUAGAGCUUCUUACAAACUUCAAGUACACCUGUGACCAGGGCCCAGUUUUUCAAAAAAUGUAAUCUGGAUCAAAUUGAUCCGGAUUUGGAAAUCCCAUGUUUUGCUAUCCAGGAUCACCUGAUCCAUCUUACUUUUAUGCCAGUUUUUUAAAGGAACAUUGGAUUGGAUCACUGUGAUCCAAAUACCAAAUUUCAGGAUUACCAAAUCCUGUUUACCAGAGCCUUAAAUGGAACCAACAGUGUAGCCUACUGGCUUAGCAAAGAACAACAGGUAGGCAAAAUACCGGUGGCCACAAAUAGCCAUU